This is a messenger RNA of Prunus mume (Japanese apricot), 1413 nucleotides long. RefSeq lists its product as uncharacterized. The record is from RefSeq and is a predicted model, not a curated record. NCBI's taxonomy places the organism in Eukaryota, Viridiplantae, Streptophyta, Magnoliopsida, Rosales, Rosaceae.
AUGGUGAACACAUUGCCAAGGUAUAUGGUGUUGAAAUCAAGGUACAAUGCCAAAUACUUGAGCUACGUAAAGGAAGAUGUGCAGAUUCAUGGGUUUCUCAAGUUCUCCGGUGAUGAGGUCGUGAGUCUGUAUUCAAAGUUCCAUGUGGAGAUGGCAAAGGGCGGGAACGGACUGGUGCACAUAAGAUGCUGCUACAACAAUAAAUACUGGGUCAGGUGGUCGGAAAACCACUAUUGGAUUGUUGCUGGAGCGAAUGAACCCGAGGAAGACCAAUCCAAAUGGUCUUGCACCUUGUUCGAGCCCGUCUACGUAGACAAUAAGGAUCCCGCUCAAGGGGUCCGAUUUCGACACGUCCAGCUCGGGCACUAUGCAUGCUUAUGGAGGGUGGCCCCGCCAAAAGACUCGUGCUUGUUUGCAGGAUCUGCGGCGCCUGACAAGGAUUUGUGCGACAUCUGCUUAAUCGUUGAUUGGGAAACGCUGUUGGUAUUGCCCAAGCAUGUCUCCUUCAAGGGCGACAAUGGGAAAUACCUGAGCGCCCGCACGUUUAAGCGCCUCCCUUUCUUGCAAUUCUCAUCCACUGACGUUGGAGAAUCCAGUGUGGGGAACGAGGUGUUCUCUAACGGGGAUGGGAGUGUUCGGAUCAAAUCCAAUCACUUUGGAAAGUUCUGGAGGCGCAGCCCUAACUGGAUCUGGGCCGACUCCAAUCUUGAUGGUAACGAAAGCAACAAGGACAUGUUGUUUUGGCCUAUUAAGCUUAAUGACAACAAGGUUGCUCUCCGCAACUUGGGCAAUGAUAAUUUCUGCUUUAGACUGACCACGGACGGGUUUGAGUCCUGUCUCAAUGCUGGCCGCCCUAGUAUCGUCAAAGAGGCGCAAAUGGAGGUGGAAGAGCUUGUUGUGUCUAGGAGCAUUUACAACGUUAACUUUCGCCUCCUUGACUCCCGGAUCUAUAGCCAAAGAGUUGUCUCCAUGGCCACCGGAGAUGCCGUUAACCGAACUCAAGAAGAAAACACAAUAGACUUGAGGCUCUCGUACAAAGACAGCCGGAGCAGUACUUGGAAUUCUAGCGUUUCAAUGAAGUUGGGCCUCUCGACCAAAGUACAAACUGGAGUUCCUUUGAUUGCAAAAGGAGAGAUUGAAAUAUCGACUGAAUUCGCGACAGAAUUCCAGUGGGGGGAAACCAACACCUCCGAAAGUGAAGUAGAGACUGUGUACAGGGUUGUUGUGCCCCCAAUGUCUAUGGUGAAAGUGAGUCUCAUGGCGACUAGGGGCUCAUGCGAUGUUCCAUUCUCCUACACUCAGCGGGAUACGCUUAUUAACGGCACAACUGUUACCCAGACCAUGGACGAUGGCGUUUACACUGGCGUCAAUUCCUACAACUUCAAGUAUGAGACCAUACAAGAAAGCCUGUGA